UGAUCCAAAUAUACCAAAACCAUAGGCUAUAUAUCCGCAAUCAACGAAUUACUAAAAAUGUAAUAGAGAAACUGAUCAAGCUCGUUUACAAAAACCAUCAGCAUCCUAAAGAAAACACUUUCUAUUGUAAUAAACUAAAUAAAAGUAAUAUGUACAGAUCCGCGAGCUGGAACCGUGGGACAGAAGACUACUCAUCCGCACCACCUAAAGGAUUGUGGAUGGGCUCCAUGAUCGGUUCCCUCGACGAUGACGAACUACCUUCACACAAUAAUCCACCAGAGGAGAUGAUCAAGAAGGAGAAGUCACGUACCAAGUUCGCAGAAAACGCUAUUCACAUCAUUCCUUUUGUUCUUCUUGCAUGCGCUCUCGUCCUUUGGCUCUUCUCAAAUCCAGAUGUAGAUGUUGGGAUGAGAGAGGAAUCUAUUGCGGCUAGGAUUGAAGGAUUGACAAUCGAAGGAGACAUCGACAACGACAGUGAUGGAACUCAGACUGGUUUCUUGGGAGCCACCUUAGAACUCGGUGGUGAUUUAGACAAACCACACCAUGUUGAACGGAACAGACGAGCUUCAAGGAAACUGAUCAAAGGUUUCUACUAG
Messenger RNA from Raphanus sativus (radish), 596 nucleotides. RefSeq lists its product as uncharacterized. Lineage: Eukaryota; Viridiplantae; Streptophyta; Magnoliopsida; Brassicales; Brassicaceae. The transcript is spliced from 2 exons. The record is from RefSeq and is a predicted model, not a curated record. The coding region runs from base 150 to 596 and encodes 148 amino acids.